Molecule: messenger RNA, 5082 nt
Organism: Lepisosteus oculatus (spotted gar)
Lineage: Eukaryota; Metazoa; Chordata; Actinopteri; Semionotiformes; Lepisosteidae
Product: GDNF family receptor alpha-1
Biological process (GO): nervous system development
Cellular component (GO): signaling receptor complex; external side of plasma membrane
Molecular function (GO): signaling receptor activity
Source: RefSeq, a predicted model, not a curated record
CCUCGGUUUUAACGGGGGGGGGGAUGUCCAACUGAAAACCGAAUCAAAGGAAUGGGUGUUUUUGCUCCUGGUCCGGUUAAAUGCCGUGGUGAAUAAAAAUUUGCUUUCAAACUUUUAAUCUUUGAGAAUUUUACUUCUGUAUGAUUACAGACAGCUUAUUUUGUUGAACAUAUUUUUUUAUUAUCGAAAGUUUCAAUAUUUGUAUCGGCUAUUUCAAACUGUACUUAACCGAAAGCAUACUGUAGGUGAAUGCGUCGUAAUACAGCGCAGUUAGGAAACAUUUGAUGAUUUCCCUAACUUUAAGGACCUUUUAAUAGUACGGUUGAUACCAAUCAAUCGUUUUGUCUCCAGCAGCGUUGUUGUCAGAGACAGUAGCUCUCGUGGGUAAAGUAUUAUCAAGCACAGUGGUUCCGAUUGCAUAGCAAAGUAUACAGUAUCUCUAGCGCAACGGAAACGGGGGAGAAAAACGUGCAAGUUUGCAUUCGUAAAUAUUCAGACAUACUGAGCAUUUUUCUUUUGGCACGAUUGAGAACCGGCAAUAGUCCAACGUUGUGUUGGAAAUUAAAAAGGGAAACCAGACCUAUCCAUCAUUUACUGAUCAGCGCUCUGAAAAUCUGAAAGGGCUUUGAUUUGGAAGCUGGAAACUGCUGCCGCUUUGUUGGGGUUACUGUACAGGGUACGUCUGAGUGGACGCAUCAUUGUGUGCUCAGACUGAAGCAAACGUUGGUGUGAGCUCUGUAGUUUGGAGGCAGCUCGCUUGUCUGUUUUUUUUUUAUCUUGCGGUAUUUUCCUGGUAAAGUGUCUGUAUUAGAUCGUUGCGUGCACGGAACGUUUGUUGCAGUUUCGGUGUUGACAGCUACAAAACUGGAUUAAAUUUGGGAUUUUUUAAAUUCAACCAAAUCGCCUGGAUAUUAUCUGGAGUAUCAGUUGCUUCUGAGAACUCAAUGGAUCUGAAUUGGAAUUGUAUGGAUUUUUCUGGGGAGUCAAAUUUGUAAUUCAUUUUGUUUUUAAAACAUUUAAAGUAAACAAGGAAACGAAUCGCAAUGAUUCUUGCAACUUUAUACAUCGUGUUGCCUUUGUUGGAUGUACUGUUGUCGGCAGACGUGAAUGUGUUGUCUGGGUCUAACCGACUGGACUGUGUCAAGGCGAGCGAGCAGUGUUUGAAGGAACAGGGCUGCAGUACAAAGUACCGGACGAUGAGGCAGUGCGUCGCGGGAAAAGAGAGCAACUUCAGCAUGGUGUCUGGACUGGAAGCUAAGGAUGAGUGCCGAAGUGCCAUGGAUGCGCUCAAACAAAGCCCCCUGUACAACUGCAGGUGUAAAAGAGGCAUGAAGAAGGAAAAGAACUGCUUGCGCAUAUACUGGAGCAUUUACCAGAGCUUGCAAGGAAAUGAUUUACUGGAAGACUCUCCAUAUGAGCCAGUGAACAACAGGCUUUCCGACAUAUUUCGAUUAGCACCCAUCAUAUCUGGAGAGCCAGCAGUAACAAAAGAGAACAACUGCCUGAACGCUGCCAAGGCCUGCAACCUGAAUGACACCUGCAAAAAGUACCGCUCAGCGUACAUCAGCCCCUGCACCAGCCGGGUCUCCACGGCGGAGGUGUGCAACAAGCGCAAGUGCCACAAGGCUCUUCGGCAGUUCUUCGACAAAGUACCUCCCAAACACAGCUAUGGGAUGCUGUUCUGUUCCUGUCCCCCUGUGGAUCAGUUAGCCUGCACGGAGCGUCGGAGGCAGACCAUCGUUCCAGUGUGCUCUUACGAGGACAAGGAAAAACCAAAUUGCUUGUCUUUGCAAGUGUCGUGCAAGACGAAUUACAUCUGCAGGUCACGCCUUGCAGAUUUCUUCACAAACUGCCAGCCGGAGCCAAGGUCUCUGAGUGGCUGCUUGAAGGAGAACUAUGCUGACUGCCUCUUGUCUUACUCAGGCCUCAUUGGCACUGUCAUGACUCCGAACUACCUGAGAUCCAGUCAAAUCAGCGUGUCGCCCUGGUGUGACUGUAGCGGCAGUGGGAACAAUAAAGAGGAGUGUGACAAGUUUGUGGAGUUCUUCACAAAUAACACAUGCCUUCGGAAUGCUAUCCAGGCCUUUGGGAAUGGUACUGAUUUGAGUGUAUGGCAACCUAUGCCACCUGUACAGACGACAACUUCUACAACAACACCGUUCCAAGGUUCCAAAGGCAGGUCCACCACCACUCUGAACUCAUCAGCUCAUGUCAAUGAGAUCAACACUGUCGAUGAGUCUCUGUAUCCCUUUUGUGCAAAUUUGCAGGCUCAGAAAUUGAAAUCAAAUGCUACAGUAGAUGCACAUCAGUGUGAUCUGCAGAUUAAUGACCCAAAUCCUUCAAACUCCAUGUCCAAGAUCUCCUCUAGGGCCACUACAUCUUCCCAUCUGAGUGGCCUGAUGCUGAUUUUGGUCACAAUGGUCCAUUCAACCAUUAUGGCUUUUAACUUAGCAGAAAUAUUGUAGCCACAGUAAAUAAGAGAAAAGGACAGACUUGUACAAAUACUAAAAAAAAAAUGUUCCCGGUCUUGUAUUUUUUUUUAAUUCUGGUUCUAGAGGCUAGGUUGAAUCUCUGUUCUGAGAUAAUUUUGUUGUAACUGGAUUUUGUUUUUCAAAAAAAAAAUGGAAGCUGCUUUUGGUGUUUUGGGGGCUGUAUGAAUACUCAGUGCAGUGCUACAUUCCAAACCAAAAUGGCUUGUGGGCAUGUGGAGUCUUUCAGUGAAAACAACUUAGAAAAAGGUAAGGCUUUAAGAUAAGGUGAGGGGCAGGAGGCGAAGGGCAGGGAUUUGAUUGGUGUACAGUAACUUGGUUUUAAGACCUGUGAGGAGCAUUUUCAUUGUUGAAAAUCUUGUUUGUGGUGUACAUGUGUGCAACAUCUGUCUUUUCCAACCUGACAAGGGAUGACAAUAAUGCCAGGGUGGCUGGCUGGACUUGAGAGCCACGCAGUGAACAGAUGGGUCGGCAGAGAGGACUUCUCAAGACUUCACCCUUUUUAAUGGAUGGAUUGCUACAGAUAUUUAAAUGAGAAAAACCAAACCUUUUACCUGUAGUAAUGUCCUCCUUAUUUAAUUGUUUAUGUAGAUGGUUUUACAAUACUGAAGAGUUAGCUCUGUCCCAGACAUGAAUUUCGUCUUGGUUCCGUCCUCCAUUUUGUUACCUUCACAUGAAGAAUUAACCCUUCAGUUCAAAACCGUUCACACAGUCUUUAUUACAUCUUCUUUCAGUUUGACAAACCCCCUUAUUACUGCAAAUCCUGGGAAAAAAUAUGAGAAAUCUACAGUAACUGCAAAUUCUUAAACAGCUUGUUAAAACUGAGGGCAUCUCAGACUUACAAAUUUACAGGAUUUGGAUUUUAUUUCUGUCAUAUAAUAAUUAAUAUAUCCAGUAAUCUUACCCCAAACCAGAUCACAGUCCAUUUAAAAUGUCUGUAAUGAUCACACAUUCAAUAUAUUAAUUUGCUCGCUGUUAAAAUGGUAUGCAUAUUGUUAUAGCACCAAAAAGGGACAGAAGUAAAAAAAGGGCAUUAGGAAUCGUUAUCUACAGAUUUUUCACUACAGUUAAGAAUGCUGCCAGAUUCUGCUUGCAUACUACAGCAAGGACUCUUCUGUAACAGUUUCAGAGCCCAUCCAAUUCUGUAUCUGAUUCAAUCAGAUAUGGAUUAAUAUAAUGACCACUUUAUAUUAAGUGUUAGUCUCAUUGCACAUAAUCACAAAAACAGCCAGUUUGCAAUUCAACUGCUACACAGUAUAUACAGUAACUUCAUAUUGCAUUCACAUACAUAUUGUAUAAAAAACAGUGUCAUUUGCGUAAUGUUGUCCGUGAUCUGCAAUAAAAAGACCAUGUCAAAGUCAGUAAGAGAGAUGAACCUGAUCUAAGCAUAAAAUAUAUUUCUUCUAUAAGUUUUUGUAAUUUGUAAAAGUGCUGCUAAAUUACUGCCUUCGCACCAUAGUGAACACAUAGUAUUCAUGUCUACUGAGUUUAGAGAGUUGCAAUUAAUUACAAGAUAAAUAACCCUCAAUCCCACAUUAAUUAGUUAUAUCCAUUAAUAUGAUUUACUGUGAAUAUCUGCAUACAAAAAUAAACAUACUUCAGCAACACACAUAUGUUACCGUUGUUUAUAUUGUGGUGCAUUAUUUUAUGUGGCUUUCGCAUAUAUUACACCACGUUUCAGGAUAAAAAUGUAUUGGUCACAUCUAUAUACAGAAUAUAUAAUAUUCUUAUGUAACUAACCAGAGAAGAUGAAAUAUGUAUGACAAAGCCACAAAUGAGGACAGAAUUUGGAAAAUGUGUAUUAAAAACAACAUUUUCUUAAAGAAAUGUGUUAAUAUGCUUUGUAGUUUCUCUUGGGGUUUAGGCUUUCAAAAAAAAGUGAUACGUAUAAUGCAGAAAGCUUUUAGCAAAUGUAUUUUUUUAUAUUAUUGUUACAUCUGUCCUAUAUUAAUAGGACUAGUAUGUUAAAACACUCAUUUCUGCUGCCGCCCAACUAUAAGCUUGAUUAUGGUGAAAUACCUUUUUAUUUUUCUAAUUGUGUUUUUCCUUUUACCUGGAUGGAAUUUUAAUAUUUUGUAUUAGACUACUUUCUCCAAAGCAAACAUGCAGCACAAAAUAUGAGCAAAAUCUCAAUAUAUUAACAUUUUGUGUAUCUGACAGUUAUCAUUUGGGGUUUAUUCUGUUAGGAAAUAUUUGCAUGCCAGUUUGUUACUGGCUAAUGGGCACAUGGCCAAGCAAAUUGUAGCCUUUGUGUUAUAGACAGGAACAGAAGCAGUCUUUUCCAAACUUGGAACCUGAGUGUCUACAUUGAACAACUCCUCUUAUAGGUUAAAUAAGAGGAUCUAAGACACCAGAAAAUGCUGCAGAGGUUGGGUUUGGGUACAGUAAUUAUAAUCCCAGAAUGCAAUGUAAUGAAACGUUCAUUAUUUGUAAUCAUACAAUCCACAUUAUUUUGGUUGUAAAAAAGAACAUUUAUACUUAUGAAAAGAAAUUUAAAGAUCCUUCAGCUAUAUGCCACAUUACUACUUAGCUUGUGAAAAUGUACGACCUAUUCUACAAAAAUGAUCAUUAAAAAUGUUGACCCAAUCUUUGA